Molecule: messenger RNA, 321 nt
Organism: Neltuma alba
Lineage: Eukaryota; Viridiplantae; Streptophyta; Magnoliopsida; Fabales; Fabaceae
Product: pentatricopeptide repeat-containing protein DWY1, chloroplastic-like
Exons: 1
Coding region: 1-321 (106 amino acids)
Molecular function (GO): zinc ion binding
Source: RefSeq, a predicted model, not a curated record
AUGAAAAGCUUGGCAGUCUUAUUUGAUCAAAUAAAGAAUGCAGGACAUGUUCCUCAGGCAGAAUUAGUUCUGGUUGAGAUGGACAAGGCAUUGAAAGAGAAGCAUCUUCAUCAUCACAAUGAGAGAAUUGCUGUGGCUUUUUCACCAAUUAGCAUGCCAAUCGGGAAGCCAAUUAUUGUGAAGAAGAAUCUAAUCUGUGCUGAUUGUCGUUCUGUCAUUAAGUUCAUGUCUAAAGUUAUCGGGAGAAUUGUAAUUGUUAGAGAUAGCAGUAGAUUCCACUAUUUUGUGAAUGGUUCGUGCUCCGGUAAAGAUUACUGGUAA